Molecule: messenger RNA, 1121 nt
Organism: Nematolebias whitei (Rio pearlfish)
Lineage: Eukaryota; Metazoa; Chordata; Actinopteri; Cyprinodontiformes; Rivulidae
Exons: 5
Coding region: 213-1121 (302 amino acids)
Source: RefSeq, a predicted model, not a curated record
GUCGCUGUGGAGUAAAUAAUACAACUGCACAGCUGAAAAACGCCAGAAGAAGAGUCACCGGAAGUACCUCUUUUACACUAACGAAGAUUAAAAAAAAAUUUAAAAAAAGGAACUUUAGCUAACAGAGAUGAGGAGAGAGAACGAGAGGAAGUGGCUGCUGAAGAAAUGUUGGAGUUUCUAGAAACAACAGUCGCAGAUUAUAAAGAGGAACGAUGUCGUUAAAGGACAAACUCCAAAACAAGAAAACCCAAGAUGCUGUUUUCAACCCAAAAGUUCUACUUCACAGAUUAGUGGUCCCUGCAGAUGUUCAGCAGAUGGUGCGGAUUAAAGAAAAAGCUCCUGAAAUAUGGUUGCUUGGUGUGGACCAACAGGAUCCAGAGACCCUCAACAUAAAGGAGGAAGAGGAGGAACUGUGGCCCAGUCAAGAAGGAGAGCAGUUUUGUGUGAAAAAGGAGACUGAUGACACCGGGUUUGCAUUCACUGCUGUUCCUUUGAAGAGUGUGGAAGAUGAAGAGAAACCUCUGUUUUUACAGCUUCAUCAGCACCAAGUAAAAGGGGAAGAUCUUACAACCAGCAGCUCAGCUGACCAGAUGAAAGUAGCAACUGGUGGAGAGGACUGUGGAGGAGCAGAGACUACCAGGAACGCAGAUCUAAAUACUUAUGAAGAUGUUUGCAGCUCUUCAGAGACUGAAGUCAGUGAGGAUGAUGAAGGUGAUGAUGUGAAUGACUCUGACUCUCAGCUAAAAGACUUAUCAGACUCUGGGUCAGAAUCUGACAUUGGUGACAAAGACUGGAAGGAGGGCAGAGCUCCUGAGUCAGGCGUAAACACUGUCAACAAAUCUUGCAGUUCCACUGAGCAUGAGAAACAAUUUCACAAGACAAAUGUUCAGCAGAUGGUGCUUAUUAAAGAAGAAGCUCCUGAUGUACAGAUGCUUGGUGUGGACCAACAGGAUCCAGGGACCCUCAACAUAAAGGAGGAAGAGGAGGAACUGUGGACCAGUCAAGAGGGAGAGCAGUUUUGUCUUCAUCAGCACCAAGUAAAAGAGGAAGAUCUUCCAACCAGCAGCUCAGCUGACCAGAUGAAAGUAGCAACUGGUGGAGAGGACUGUGGAGGAGCAUAG